CGCCAUGACCCUGGGCUGCAGCAGCGGGAGCAGCCGGCCGUGCGGCUUGCUGGCUGCGCCCUCUCCAGAGGAGGAGGACGAUGACGAGGCGCUGUCCGACGUGGAAGACAUCGACGUGGUGGGGCCUCCGCACGAGCACGGCCUGGCUAAGUUCAGCGAGGACGACGACGAGGAAGACGACGACGACGAGGAGGAGCUGCACCUCCUGCCCAAGCAGGCGGCCCGCGGGAGCCUCUCUCCAGCCCAGGGAGGCCCGGAGGCCGCGCUGGGGGACAGCCACGACACGGCGGUGGCGGCAUCGGCGCCAGUUGCGCCAGCCUCCUCCUCCUCUUCUUCCUCCUCCUCCUCUUCGUCGUCGUCGGGCGCUUCGGGGUCCGGCAAGAACCCCCUGGUGAAACCCCCGUACUCUUACAUAGCGCUCAUCACCAUGGCCAUCCUGCAGAGCCCAAAGAAGCGGCUGACGCUGAGCGAGAUCUGCGAAUUCAUCAGCGGCCGCUUUCCCUACUACCGGGAGAAGUUCCCCGCGUGGCAGAACUCCAUCCGCCACAACCUGUCGCUCAACGACUGCUUCGUCAAGAUCCCCCGCGAGCCGGGCAACCCGGGCAAGGGCAACUACUGGACUCUGGACCCGGAGUCGGCCGAUAUGUUCGACAACGGCUCCUUCCUGCGCCGGAGGAAGCGCUUCAAGCGGCAGCAGCAGCAGCUCCACCCGCAGCCUCCCGAGCUCCUCUUGCGCGCCGCCGCCGCCGACCCGGCCGCCUUCCUCCCCGGCUUUGCCUACGGACCUUACGGCUACAACUAUGGGCUCCAGCUGCAGCUUCCACCACCACCACCAUCACCACCACCACCCAGCAGCGGGGGCCGGGGGCGGCGGGCGGCGGGGACGUUCCCCUUCCAGCCUCCUCCUUGCGCCCUGCCGGCACCGCCGGGACCCGGAGCCUCGGCGGCCGCGCCGUCCGUUUUCUCCAGCGGCCUCUCGUCGUUCCUGGGCGGCGACCUGAGUUGCAGGAAAGCCUUCUACCCCGCCGGCCAGCUCAGCCCCACCGCUUCCCUCCUGCAGAGCCUCAAGGCGGACCAGGGAGCCGGCAGCAGGCCUUCCUUUUCAAUAGACAACAUCAUCGGAGGAGGAGGAGGCGGUGGCGGCGCGGCCCCCCCGCCGUCCGGUAGCUCCACCAGCAGCGCCCCCGCUUCGCCCUUCCCGGCGGGCCACGCCGGGGGCCAAGCGCAAGUCCUGGCGAUGCUUUCUCCGGCUCUGACGCCCUUACCGAACCAUUUGAAUCUGACCCACGAGUCCCUCCUGCACUCCGGACAGAACUUUUCCAGCAAACUCACAAACCUCAACAGUUGUCCUUUUUAAAAACGCUACAAGGACCAGCCACCAUUACUCGCCCCACCCCCGAGAUCCUAACCCACAACCCCUCCUGGCCUCUCUGCCCCCCUCCCCUCCAUUCUCACAAUUGCCCUCUCAUUGUGUUUUAAAAGGUAGGAACUCUUCCUUUUUUGAGAACUGUUCGGGAGUCUGGAUCGAUUCUGUGUGUAUGUCUCUCCCUCUCUCCAUGCGUGUUCAGGAUUCGUAAUGUGUUUUAGGAGGAGGGUUGCUGUGGAGGGAGGACGGGGGGGGGGCGGAGAAGAAGAACCGACCACCUCACGGAUUUAUUUUAAAAAGUAGUGUUUCUUAUCAAAUGACUUCUGGCAGCUUGAUUUCAUUUUAAAAACAGGGCCUAUUUUAAUUAAGCAUUAAGGCUGGGAUCUUAAGCUUCCCAGGUAGAUUUUCUGAUGGGGUCAGAAUGGCCCUAUUUUCCCCAACACUUCUUUUGAGAGUAUGUAGGGCGAGUCCCUUAAAAUCGUCUCUCUGCCGCAUUCUGUGUAGCUGUGCUUUCCCGGUGCAGAUCUCCCAGGAGGGUUGGCCGUAGCUUCCUAGCAGUCCGCUCCGCCAUCCAAAUACGAUGGGCAGAUCCUAGGCACGUUUACUCAGAAACAAGUCCUACGAUUCAGUGAGACCUGCUCUCGGAUAGGUGUGAAAUCAGCAGCCGCAAACCUUUCGGCUUAAGUGGCUGGAGGCGGAGCAUCAGAAAUACUCCACUAGUAGCAUUUCUCUUAAACAAAAAAAAAUAAGUCCCCAUAUGGUUUCCUACCUCUGUUAUUCCUCCGCCCCCAAGGAGAAUGUCUGUUGAACGUAGUUAACAUUGAAAGUCUCUGUCCCCCAAAAAAGAGGAAACCGGAAUGCUAAAAGAAGUUGGGAGAUUUCAAGUGCACAUCUCAAAAGACCCGUGCUACAUCAGGAAGUCCCCUAUUAUCCAAUCACCCGCCUCCUCUCCGCCCCUUCAACGUGUGUGUUUCUUGUGUAUCUGGACUUAUUUGUGUGUGUAUAUAUUGUGCACCCACCAGAGCCUCCUUAGCUCUCCCUACUAGCUGUGCAUCCUUUCUAUUUUAUUGAAAGAAUUGUGAAUAAUUUGAUGUGGAAAAGGCAACGUAAUUUUUUUUUGUCCACCUUUGGUGUAAAUUAAUAAAUGUUUGUGAUGUCUUUUAAAGAAACCCAGUGGGUCUCGCUAUCGGCUUUCUUAAC
Messenger RNA from Zootoca vivipara (common lizard), 2566 nucleotides. It is a transcript of the gene FOXD2, whose product is annotated as forkhead box D2. NCBI's taxonomy places the organism in Eukaryota, Metazoa, Chordata, Lepidosauria, Squamata, Lacertidae. Gene Ontology annotation, biological process: regulation of transcription by RNA polymerase II; anatomical structure morphogenesis; cell differentiation. The record is from RefSeq and is a predicted model, not a curated record. Gene Ontology annotation, molecular function: RNA polymerase II cis-regulatory region sequence-specific DNA binding; DNA-binding transcription factor activity, RNA polymerase II-specific.